Haliotis rufescens (red abalone) is the source of this 2543-nucleotide messenger RNA. Its product is annotated as cytochrome b-245 light chain-like. The transcript is spliced from 6 exons. The record is from RefSeq and is a predicted model, not a curated record. Gene Ontology annotation, biological process: superoxide anion generation. The coding region runs from base 130 to 630 and encodes 166 amino acids. Gene Ontology annotation, cellular component: NADPH oxidase complex. Lineage: Eukaryota; Metazoa; Mollusca; Gastropoda; Lepetellida; Haliotidae. Gene Ontology annotation, molecular function: heme binding.
CCAAAAGGAUAAUUGACAUUUUCGGCUGUGUCUAUUCGCACGAUAUCGUGUACAUAAAGAGUACAUUUCUUGCUAUUUUCAAAACAAAUAUGGAGGCAUCUUAAAGCUCACUCUGACUGCAGAAAGAAGAUGGGGAAAAUAGAAUGGUCGAUGUGGGCAAAUGAACAGGCACUGGCCAGUUCAGCUGUUGUAAUCCUUGGAGGGAUUGUCACACUUGCAGGGAGGUUCAAAAACUACCAGUUUGGAAUCUAUGGAAUCUGUGUUGGAGUCCUGGUGGCCCUGUUGGAGUAUCCACGUGCCAAGCGACAGAAAGGAAAGACACAAGAGAGAAGGUUUCAGAAACCCUUGACAAUACUAGUGCGAUGUGGUGGCCUAGUAACUCGAAACUACUUCAUACGUUUUGUAUUUUACUUAAUAAUCUCGGUGCCGUGCUGCUUCGUCUUGCCGACACUUCUAGGGGGCAUGUGCUACCUCAUCACCAGUGCAAUAUACUUUGUCGCUGCUUUGAAAGGAGAAGAAUGGAAGCCAGCUGGUCUGGACACAGAAUCACAAUCACAGCAGCCAGGCCCCCGAGUCCUCCAGCCACCCAGUCAUCCCCCUCCCAGACGUCCCAUCGACAACAGUAUCUGACCCCCUCCCAGACGUCCCAUCGACAACAGUAUCUGACCCCCUCCCAGACAUCCCAUUGACAACAGUAUCUGACCCCCUCCCAGACGUCCCAUCGACAACAGUAUCUGACCCCCUCCCAGAGGUCCCAUCGACAACAGUAUCUGACCCCCUCCCAGACAUCCCAUCGACAACAGUAUCUGACCCCCUCCCAGACGUCCCUUCGACAACAGUAUCUGACCCCCUCCCAGACAUCCCAUCGACAACAGUAUCUGACCUUCUCCCAGACGUCCCUUCGACAACAGUAUCUGACCCCCCUCCCAGACGUCCCAUCGACAACAGUAUCUGACCCCUCCCAGACGUCCUAUCGACAACAGUAUCUGACCCCCUCCCAGACAUCCCAUCGACAACAGUAUCUGACCCCCUCCCAGACGUCCCAUCAACAACAGUAUCUGACCCCCUCCCAGACGUCCCGUCGACAACAGUAUCUGACCCCUCCCAGACGUCCCAUCGACAACAGUAUCUGACCCCCUCCCAGACGUCCCAUCGACAACAGUAUCUGACCCCUCCCAGACGUCCCAUCGACAACAGUAUCUGACCCCCUCCCAGACGUCCCAUCAACAACAGUAUCUGACCCCCUCCCAGACGUCCCAUCGACAACAGUAUCUGACCCCCAUCCCAGACGUCCCAUCGACAACAGUAUCUGACCCCUCCCCAGACGUCCAAUCGACAACAGUAUCUGACCCCCUCCCCAGACGUCCAAUCAACAACAGCAUCUGACCCCUCCCCAGAUAUCCAAUCGACAACAGUAUCUGACCCCCUCCCCAGACGUCCAAUCGACAACAGUAUCUGACCCCUCCCCAGAUGUCCAAUCGACAACAGUAUCUGACCCCUCCCCAGACGUCCAAUCGACAACAGUAUCUCACCCCCUCCCAGAUGUCCCAUCUGAUCAUCUUCAUAAUACAUGCAAUUUGUGAUCCCCUUCUGACGUGAUCUAUGGCAGCACAGAGAUAUUCUCUCCACAAACAAGAUCCUCUCCUCAACACAUGCAACAUGUGAACCUCUCCUCCCACCAAAUCUUCUCCACAUCUCCUCUCAAGAACUUAUGACCGCCUCCAUGGUCUAAUGGUAGAGCGUCCGCCCGGAGAGCGGAAGGUCCGGGUUCGAUCCCCAGCCGCGUCAUACCAAAAGACGUUAAAAGAUGGUACUUGUUGUUACCCUGUCUGGCGUUCGGCAUUAAGGGGCUAAAACAAGGACUGGUCGGCUCGGAGUCAGUAUACUGUGUCUGAGUGGGGUAUUCAUGUUAAACUGCGGCAUGGUAUCUCAGUGUGCUAGCACUAUAAAUCGGCAUCAGUCUGGACUAGUACAAGCAGCCACACACACAUACACGUGCAUGCACGUCGCUAUAUAAGUGCAAUAAUCUUGGACACGACGUUAAACUCCAUUUCACCUCACCUCAAGAACUUAAGAGAAUCGGUAUGGAGUCCUCUGAUCUAUCCUGUAGGGAUGGGAGGGUGUUAAUUUCAGUGUUAACCCUUUAUACAUCCAGGAGCCAUGUGCCCACUGUUAUUGCAUGAUUGUGAGAUAUAGUCCGAGACUGGUGAGUCAUCUCUGCAGGCAGAGACCUCCACCCUAUAUGCUGAACUGAACAGUGAAGUCACCGUACCAAACAAGGAUGUCGACUAAUUAACUGCCAAUUAACCAAUACCAUUUGUGAUUUUAUAUAAUUUUUUUACUGAUAUGUGGGUACUGAAGAGUAGUUUGCAAGGUGUUUAUUGACACAAAGAUGUGUUUAUGAUAAACAUCCAUGAUUCCGACAUGCAAAGUUGACAAUAGUGUUUUAUGAAUGUACAGCUGAGAAUGUUGCAGGACCAACUAUGCCUUUAGAACCUCUUUGUAACAUAGCAAUGAACAUUAAAAUAAAGAUAAAGAUUCCA